AUGAGCGAAGAUGCUAUAUUUUUCCAGCUAGCUGCGGAGGCGAUAGUGGCGGCAAGCUUGAAUGCCGCGAAUUUGGACCCUACUAUCAGAGAAUUGUUAAAUAGAAUUAAAAAGGUGAGAUCGCCCAACAUACCCGUGACAUCGAGACCACCUGCAGUACAGCAACGAACAUCUCCUCCUCCUGCGCACCAAAUACCUCCUCAGAACGCUACCAUUUUAAAGUAUUUUGACCAGCUUUUGAACGACUCGAAGAGCCCGACGAACAGCGGAGAUGAUGCCGAAAAUUAUACUAGAAAGCGCAGCAAAUCGCCAGCUGGAGAUGAUGGGUCGCAGAAAGCCGAUAAAGCGAGCAAAAUAUCGCAAGGAGAUGACGAGGACGCCAGCCUCAAAAAAUAUCCUUGUGCCAAAUGCGAUCUGGUGUUCAGACGGUCCAGCGACCUACGAAGGCACGAAAGGGCGCAUUUGCCCAUUUUACCCAAUAUCUGUUCGCUGUGUGGGAAAGGUUUCGCGCGGAAAGACGCGCUGAAACGUCAUUACGACACUCUAACUUGCAAGCGCAAUAGAGAAAAACUGCUUAGUAUUGGGGGCGACAUCAACGAGAUUUUGGAAAAAGCACGCGAAAACGGCGCCAAUGUAUAG
Lachancea mirantina is the source of this 639-nucleotide messenger RNA. The record is from the annotation of a GenBank genome assembly. NCBI's taxonomy places the organism in Eukaryota, Fungi, Ascomycota, Saccharomycetes, Saccharomycetales, Saccharomycetaceae.